CUUGGAGGCGAUAGUCGCGACGAGCUAGCAGUGUGUGUCCGGCAAGUCGACGCGCGCGCGGGUGUGCAUGUGUGAGUGUGUGUGUGUCAGUGUGCCGUGCGUGUAGGACCCGAGUCAGUCAGUGCAUCCGCGACCAGCCCAACAAGUGCACGGUGGCGAUGACGUCGCUGCCGCUGCUGCUGGCCGCACUGGCCCUGGUGCGCGCCGACCCCAGCCCGGCGCCCGCGCCCAAGCCCGCCGCACAGCUCGAGUUCGACCCCAACUUCGUGGACCUGGGCAACCUGCCGGGGCGGCCGUCGUCCCCGAGGCCGCCGUCGCAGACCGGCGGCUUCGAGAACCGCCAGUUCGACGUGGGCGGCCGGCCGCAGUUGGAUAACCGGCAGUUCGACGGCGGCCUCAACCGUCCGUUCGACGGCCGGUCGUACAACCAGCCACCCUUCGGGAACGGCGACCGGCAGUUCAGCCAGCAGCCCUUCAACGGCGGCAACCAGCAGUUCAGCCAGCAGCCCUUCAACGGCGGCGGCCAGCAAGCCCUGGACGCGGCGGGCCGGCCGCUCGGCGGCGGCCGCCCGUUCGACGUGGCCUCGGGGGGCCGCUUCCAGGACAACACCAACUACCGCGGCGCGGCCGGCAGGAGCUUCGACGGGCCCCGCGUCCCGCAGACGGUGUUCAGCGACGUCGGCCAGGACCAGAUCAACGGUCCUUCGCCUGCGCUGCCCGGCGCGCCCCGCCCCGCGUCCUCCUACCCCGGCGACCGCGACCGCUACAACGGCCCGGGGCUCAACGGCGACGCGCCCUUCCUGCGGCCGCUGGGGCCGCCGGGCUUCAACGGCAACCCCGACGGCUUCCCGGGACCGUCCGUGCCGCCAGUGCCGCCGCCCAACUACAUCCCCGAGGGCGAGCUGCGCGAGCUGCUGGCCAGGGUGGACUCGCUGACGUCGCAGCAGUGCACCCACACCGUGGCCGCCCAGUGGGCCUUCGAGACCAACGUCAACGCCGUCACCCAGGUGUCCGCGCUGGAGGCCCAGCUUCAGAACUCCGAGCUCCAGCGCGCGGUGAGGGAGACUCUGAACCAGGUCGACCUGAACCUCGUGGAGAACCCCGACCUCGCCAGGCAGAUCCGCCUGCUGUCUGUCAUCGGCCCUGCAGCCCUGCCGCCGGACCAGCUGGACAGGUACAACGGCCUCAUCAACUCGAUGCUGGCGGUCUACAACAGCGCCACCAUCUGCGCCCACCGCGAGCCGCUCCGCUGCGGCCUGCGACUUGACCCAGACCUCACCCUGAUCAUGGCGCGCUCCCGCGACUGGGACGAGCUGCAGUACGUGUGGCUGGAGUGGCGACGCCGCUCCGGCUUCAAGAUCAGGGACUUGUUCGACCAGCUGGUGGACCUGAGCAACAUGGCGGCCAAGCAGAACAACCUGACGUCGUUCGCCGAGUACUGGCUGUUCCCCUACGAGACCCCCGACUUCCGCCUGCAGUUGGAGUCGGCCUGGGAGGAGGUGCGGCCGCUGUACGAGCAGCUGCACGCCUAUGUGCGCAGGAAGCUCAGGGACUUCUACGGCCCGGACAAGAUCUCGCGCCAGGCGCCGCUGCCGGCGCACAUCCUUGGCAACAUGUGGGCGCAGUCGUGGAGCAACAUUCUGGACAUUACCAUCCCGUACCCCGGCAAAAACUUCCUCGACGUCGGGCCGCAGAUGGCCGCCCAGGGCUACACGCCGGCCGCCAUGUUCCGGCUGGCCGAGGAGUUCUACACGUCCAUGAACAUGAGCGCCAUGCCGGCCGAGUUCUGGAGCCACUCGGUGAUCGAGGAGCCGCCCGCCAGGGUGGUGGUGUGCCAGCCCUCCGCCUGGGACUUCUGCAACCGCAAGGACUACCGCAUCAAGAUGUGCACGCACGUCAACAUGAUGGACCUGGUGACGGCGCACCACGAGAUGGCCCACGUGCAGUACUUCAUGGAGUACAAGAGGCUGCCCAAGGUGUACCGCGACGGCGCCAACCCCGGCUUCCACGAGGCGGUGGGCGAGGCCAUCUCGCUGUCCGUGGCCACCCCGCGGCACCUGCAGGCCCUGGGGCUGGUGCAGACGGCCGUCGACGACCUGCCCCACAACAUCAACUUCCUGUUCGCGCUGGCGCUGGACAAGCUGCCCUUCCUGCCCUUCAGCCUGGCUCUGGACAAGUGGCGCUGGGACGUGUUCCAGAAGAGGAAGAGCAAGGACCAGUACAACUGCCACUACUGGUUCCUGAGGGAGCGCUACUCCGGCAUCAAGCCGCCGUUCCUGCGGUCCGAGUUCGACUUCGACCCCGGCGCCAAGUUCCACGUCCCGGCCAACAUCCCCUACAUCAAGUACUUCGUGGCCACCAUCCUGCAGUUCCAGAUCCACAAGGCCAUGUGCCGCGCCGCCGGACAGUACGACCCCGAGAACGACGACCUGCAGCUGCACAAGUGCGACAUCUACCGCUCCAAGGAGGCCGGCAACAUCCUCAAGCGCCUGAUGGAGUCAGGCUCCAGCACCACGUGGGGGGACGCCCUCUACGCCGCCACCGGAGAGAGCCGCCUCAACGGGUCGGCCCUCCGCGAGUACUUCCGCCCCCUGGAGGAGUGGCUGCAGAACGAAAACCUGAGGACCAACGAGUUCGCGGGCUGGACUUACGACGGCGACUACUGCAAGCGCAGCAUCGAGACGGCGGGGCUCGAGGUGUACGGCGGCUUCUACAACGCGGGCCCCGGCGGGGUGCACCAGGCCCCGCGCGGCGCGCUCCACGCCGUCUCCCUCCUGCUGCCCUCCGUCCUCCUGCUGUGGCUCUCCACGCCGCACCGCACUCUCAGGCGGUGAGGCGGAGACACUUUGCUGCUUCUGCUCGACCAGAGAACCAACCCUGUGCCAACUGUAAUUUAGUGAUCCGAUGACUCGAAGUUCGAAGAACAUGUUUCCAGGCAGAGAAGUUGCCACACCUGCUUGUUCAUAAAGUCCCUUAACUCAAAUUGGAAUUAUUGUGGCGUGCAAGCUGAAGCUGGGCAGCACAUUGACUGAGUUGAUCGACUUUUGGGAUCUCAGUGUGUCCCUGACAGCAGACUCGCUGAGGCCCUUCCGUAUUUAGAUGACUUGCUGCUUUGGUCUUCAUUUUUAGUCACUUUGCCAUGACCAUCUAAGAAGCAAAAUUUCAUCCAUAAUGGGGAAUACUCCUUAAUCUUAGAAUACUAAUUUAAGACAUGACCAGAACAGUCUGUUUUUUUAUUUUAAAUGUUGUACAUAAUUUAUGUCAUAGUGAAUAAUACAACUGUUUGUACCCCUUUUUGAAAAAAUCUUGAUUAAAUUGAGGUAAUCUUCAAAAGCGACCUUAAUUUUAUCCCAGCAUCUGAACAUGACAUUUCUGUCAAGUAGAAAACAUGGAAAUAAAGUUAAAAGUCAUUUAAGUGCUGUACACUGUAAAUUAAUUUAUUGUUUCCUCAUCUUAGAUGUUAAAUAAAAUAAAGAGUAAAGAUUACCUGCACACAAUACUCCACUUUAUUACAGAGAUGUUCUGUUGGCAAUUGCUAUUAAACUUGGUACAAAAUGGGAUGAUUUGAAUUAGUACUUAAA
Thrips palmi is the source of this 3581-nucleotide messenger RNA. Its product is annotated as angiotensin-converting enzyme-like. The transcript is spliced from 13 exons. Gene Ontology annotation, molecular function: peptidyl-dipeptidase activity; metallopeptidase activity. Gene Ontology annotation, cellular component: plasma membrane. Gene Ontology annotation, biological process: proteolysis. The coding region runs from base 159 to 2834 and encodes 891 amino acids. The record is from RefSeq and is a predicted model, not a curated record. NCBI's taxonomy places the organism in Eukaryota, Metazoa, Arthropoda, Insecta, Thysanoptera, Thripidae.